AUGGGUAACAAAAAGAAACCCAAUGCAGCCCAGGAGACCCCUGGUCAGACAUCCAGCAAAAAAGCCGGUGAUCUGGACCGCUACUUUAAAGAUAAAGUAAGGGUGCUCGCAGAGACAGAAGCGGGAGAGCCGCCAUCUUCUCCACGUGCAUCGCCGCCAAACAGCCCGGCGAGUUCCGAAAUCUCCACCUCAAAAGGCAACAUCUUACUCCAAGAACUAAUACAAAACCUCCCAUCCAAAGAAGAUAUAGCUUCUAUGCUGGCGAGACUGGAAGCCUCUAUGCAAGAGAAGCUGUCCUCCAUUACUAAUGAGGUACGACAAAUAGGCCUGCGGGUGGGAGAUUUAGAAGGUGAUAGAGAUAAUAUUCAGCUGCGGAUCCAAAAUUUAGAACAGAGACAAGAUGCCCAGGAUGGCAAAAUUGUGCAGAUUAUACGCCACACAGAAGACCUCGAUAAUAGGGGCAGAAGAAAUAAUCUUCAUUUAAGGGGCAUCCCAGAGGUACAGGGGGACCCCGAAAAUGUCAGAGAGACAUUACAAACUUUAUUCAAUAACAUACUACAACGUCCAAUAGAAACACCCAUAUUAAUGGACAGAGCUCAUAGAGCAGUAAGGCCAUGGCCUACCUCAAGAUGCUCCAAGAUAUAUUGUAUGCAGAAUACAUUACUACAGUCUUAAAGAAGAAAUCAUGCGCCAAGCACGGAAUUCUCCAGCUGUAAACACACCCUCCACGCAAAUUCAAAUACUGCCUGACUUGGCCUGGCAAACAUUGCAGGGAAGAAGGGCUCUAUGACCCAUCACACAGGCUUUACAGAUGAAGGAAAUCCAUAAUAGGUGGGGAUACCCGUUUUCCCUUACAGCAUCACAUCACGGUCCCAAGGCUCCGCGCAGGCUUUAACCCAAAGACCCAGAUGGACUCUCCUUCAAGGCGGAGAAGAGGAGGACACCAGGAAAGAGACUCCCUUUUACGCCAUCAUCCAGACCCAGGCCUGCUUCAGAAGACACUUGAAGGAGCACCCAGAAGUCCAGAUUCAAGGACAUAA
This is a messenger RNA of Pelobates cultripes (western spadefoot toad), 1040 nucleotides long. NCBI's taxonomy places the organism in Eukaryota, Metazoa, Chordata, Amphibia, Anura, Pelobatidae. The record is from the annotation of a GenBank genome assembly.